ACAUAUAUUUAUAUUACAGGCUCCAGGUAGCCCCUCGACCUAUGACCACAAUUGGCCCCAAAAUUGCUGUUGCUUUCUGUGACACAGUUGCAGUUUGCCUCGUUUUAUACAACCUACCUUGCCGCACAUCGCUAAGUGAACCGCUUCAGUUGUUAAGUCAGGAACAGUUUUUAAGUGAAUCCGCCUUCCCAAUUGACUUUGCUUGGGACUUUGCUUUCUGUGAGCGUACUCAGGGAAAGAAGGAAGGAUGUUUCCCCAUGCCCCAUAGGACGGGCAGCCCUGUUGGGAGGUAGCAGGUGAUAUCUGUUUUUGCAUGCUGUGUUUGAACGUUGUAAUUGUCUUGCUUUAGCUGUUUGUAGACCUAUUGUCCAUGUUUCAUGCCAUUGGAGCUGUGAAUUUGGUACAAUUUUAACGUGGUACAAAAAGUUACCUGUUUGUAUGUGUUCAAUUGGCUAAUGUAUUUUAUUGGAUGAUUGUUCAAAAGCCAUUUGGAAAUCAAUAUUAUCUGUUGUAUCAGACUGUCAGCGCAUCUUUAUUUCUCUCAGAAAAUUAUAAACGGUUGGGGAGAAAGUACCCCAUGUAGAAUUGAUGUUAACAGAAUAUAAUGAGGAACGUUACCCAGAUGCAUAGUGUUAAUUUGCAGAAAGCUGUAAAUUAGCCAAAUAUAAGAAUCAUUAAUAAAAUGUAUUUCCAAACGUGGCUAUGGCUUUGGAUUUGCUGAAAAUUAAAAGGUAUAAUCCAAGCAAGAAUCAGUCUCAUCUCUAAUUUGCAAUAUCAACAAGUAGAUGGCAUUGUAGGACUAUCAUAAGGCACUGUCAGUCAUCAUUUCCUCAUUCUCCUGUAGUAUCAAUAUAAUACUCCACAGUAAUAUUGAAUAAUUUUUAAAGUUUUAGAAGGAACAAUUAAGGUUUUCAUUUUAAAAAAAUUACAAACUCCUGGUUUUAUGACUGGCUGUUCUUUAAUGACUGAAAAUGUUUUUGUUUAAAAAAAGUUAAAAUGAAGUUUUUAUAGAGAGCCCACUCUGAGGAAAGAAUAAGUUCAGCAGAAACAGUAUUAACAGAUUCUACAUUUACAAAAUGAAUCAUGACUUUUUAAAAAAUUCUUGUCUAUCAGUACUUGUAUUUCAUAUUAGUUUUGACUGCAAUACGCUGUACUGCUUUUGAUGAUGGAAGCUGGUUUGAUUGUUCAAAUUUCACCUUAACAUUUUGAGUUAAAUUUCUGCUGUUAAGUUAACCUGGGAUUUCUUUGAAAGUGAAAAAUGGGAACUUGGUCAGCGCCAAGGAAAUAUUGCAUCAUUCACUAGACUUAGACUUAGAAUAACUUUAUUGUCACUUUGAAUGUACAUUAAUUGGCAUACAUUAAAAUGAAAUUAUGUUGCAUUCAGCUCUCAAAGGGUCACUAAUCUUCAUUAUCUAAUUUUUCUCCCUGUUUAGCAGUUGGAGAACAUAGUAGGGAUAAUCUCUGGACAGUGAUCUGGAUUCCAGAGCUGGGAAAAAUCGGUAAUGUUUCGAUAUAGCAUUUUAAAAAAUCACGGAUCUAUACAGUAGAGUACCUUAGGUCUGAAAUAUCAUCUGGUAUUCAUACAAAACAUUUUGGACACCUGGAAAUUCCAUAUGUAAUUGGUACCACUAUGGUCAUAUGUGUGGCAAACCAGUGGUUGCAUGCAAGGUGCUUGGUAGAGCAUACAGUAUUCCCCACUUAGCCAUUUUUUGGUUAUGCAUGAAAUGAACACAGCCUUAGAUUUAUUGACUAUUCCUUUAAUGUGAUAUACUAUUACCAGUAGUAAUGCUUCUCUGGAUUCUGUGAAAGAAAAAUAGGACAAUCUUUGCAGGAAAAGAAUUAGUUUGACAUUUAUCACUCAAGUUUUAUAUCAGGACUCAAAACAGAGACAAAGUAAAAUCAAUGCAUUUCAAUACCCCAAUAUAACUUAUGGCAGAUCCGAAACUGACUUGUUUCAGAAAAAUAGAACUUUAAAAGCACUAUUAAGUAAGAAAUACACCAAUACAUAAACCAUACUUGUUAGACUCUUUCCGGAUCUGUAAUGAGCAAUCUAACUGAACUUGCUGGAAAGAUUGUAUUUACUUGCAUUGAUUAUCCCUGGCAGCUUUCUUUUUUCAUUGUCUCGUUUUUUUAAUAAGCAUUCCUUCUUUCAUAAGCCAAAGCUAAAUUUUCUGGAUAAUCUAUACAUUAUUUCCUAAAGUAUUUCUAUCUGUUAUUUUUAUUUAGCAUGGCUUCUCUACUAUGCACCCUGAGUACACACACUCAUAUAUUACUAAAUUGAUAAGAUGUGUGCAAUAGUACAGUGCUUGCAAACUCAAAAAUAUAGUUUAAUAGUACUGUAUGAUGUUAGUAAAAAUGGGGUAAGACUGGAUUUUGUUUGCAAGUAAGUCCAAAAUGUGCCAAAAUUGACUUGUACUCUAGCAAGUGAUGUUGUAUAUAGCAAAUACACUGUGUGUGCAAUUACUAGGCAAGUGUGUAUUUUGACCAUAUCAUCAUUUUAUGCAUAUUUUCCACCUCCAAGCUAUAUAAACUUGAAUGCUUAGUGGAUAUAAACAUAUCAGGUGAUGUGUAUUUGUGUAAUGAGGGAUGGUGUGGCCUAAGGAAAUCAAUAACUUAUAUCAAGGUAUGCAAAAUCAUUAGACAGCUUCUUUUCCUCAGGCAAAAUGAGCCAAAAAAGAGAUUUAACUGACUCUGAAAAGUCAAACAUUGUAAAAAGUCUUUCCGAGGGAUGUAGCACUCUAGAAAUUGCUAAGAUAUUGGGGUGUGAUCACCGAACCAUUAAAUAUUUUGUUGCAAAUAGUCAACAGGGUCACAAGAAAUGUGUUGAGAAAAAAAAGACACAAAUGAACUGUUAAAUAUUUGAGAAGAAUCAAACGUGAAGCUACCAGGAACCCAUUAUUCUCCAAUGCUGUCAUGUUACAGAACUGCAAUCUGCCUGGAGUGCUCAGAAGUACAAGGUGUUCAGUGCUCAGAGACAUGGCCGAGGUGAAGCAACAGAAUGUGUAGCAAAAAAGCAAGUGAAUUUCCUUUAUACAAUCCAAAGUUCUCUCAAAACAGGAAUUCCGUCAGAGAUUUAACAAUAGCAUGGAAUUCUGUUUCACAAGCAAAGGCAACAUUGCAGCAUAUUGAGAACAAAUUGGAAGCAGAUCUUAUUAGCACAGCCGGAUUGGAUACUGUCAUGGAAAAAAAGCCAUCAAUUAGUACUACCAGGAAAAUAAGCAGGAAAGGUUGCAGGUCUUCCAGUCAAAACAAGGAAAGUUCCUCCCGCAGGCCUCUUCGUGCUACCACUUUGGAUAGCAAUGUGAGUAAGAAUGGACAUGUCGAACUUCAUCAGCCCCUGUCUUCCUUCAGAGAUUCUCGGUGGUCACCAUCUUAUAAAACCUCUUGCCAAUUGGAGGCCAGACGUCUGAAGUAUAAAGAAACAGGGAAUAAAGCUGAAAGAAGUGGCAUGAUCUAUGACAAAGGAGAAUCAGAUUUGCAUGGCAGAGAUUUGAAAGGGUCAUUUUCUACAGAUGAAACUAUUGUUCGCUAUUUGAAUGACCAUCCAGCAAUUAAUGCUUUGCAAAAUUCAGAUGUGGUGAAUCAUACAAAAUUAGAAGAAAAAAGUGAAGAAUCCAGAGGAGAUGAGUAUACAAAAACAUCCUCAAGUUCGAUAAUCCAAAAUGAACUAAAAGAAUUUCCAUUGGUAGAAUCUUCAGCUUCUUCUGCCAGUACCUCAAGUGCCCAUCGAUUAGAUAUUUUAAAGCAGCAUCAGCAUGAUGAUAAACUGGAAAAACUAAAAGAACAAAUUAGAAAGCAAUGGGAGUUUUCAGAGGAACUGAUUGCCAGAGGAUACAAUCCUGAACAUUCUGAUCAUCCUAUAACUAUUACAGCUCCUGAAAAUAUAGUGACUCCUAAAAUCAGAAAAGUGGCAACAGCACCCAUGGCUCCCUCCUAUAAAGGUUUCAAUCCAUCAGAAGCCAAGAUUCGUACUCCUGAUGGAAAGGUAUGGUGUGAGGAGGAAUUUCUGAACCUCAAUAGAGAUUUAUGUCAAGAUUUUGAAUUCCAGUUGGCAGAAGAGGAUUUGACAGCAAUAAAGACACCAACUGAAAGAAAAGAAAAAAAAGGACACAAAACAGUGCGUAAAACUCAGAAGAUUGCACAACUCUCAAGCCCUAAAUCAGGUGUUGCCAACGCAGUAAGUACAACAUCCUGGCGGGAUGGACAGAGACUAGCAAAGAAACUACUGGGUCCAGUGUCUAAACCAGAGCAGCCAAACACUCAGCUGUUGUCUAGUGGCAGGAAUGAAAAAGAUAAAUCUAUUAAAUCUGCUCAAAUAACAGAAACUGACUGCAAUAUGCCUGUGGCUGAAAAAUCCCUCACAAUACAUCCUGAGCGUUCAUGGAGCAAAAUAAGAGCAAAGAAUGACCUGAAGGGAAAAGAUGCUGCUCCUCACAAUGAGGGACUGAGAGAUGAUCAUGUCAAUAAGGAUUUCUUGCCAGUAGAAAUCCGUGGGCUUCUUGAUGAUCUGCAAUUGGAUUCUGUCGCUCAGAAUUUAGAGAUGAGGAAUGGAAUAUGUCAAAGCCAGGAAUCAGAACCACGUCCCUUUUCUAGAAGUCACAGUCCAAGCAAAAAGAAAUCAGACAGAGUUCCCAUCAGCGAAGACACUCAGUUUAUCUUAAAGAAACGCCACUAUGAUGCAAAGGAAGUACGCCAGUACAUUGUGAGACAACAAGAGGAAAGGAAGAGGAGACGAAGUGAAGAAAAGAAAGCGCAGAGGGAGGCAACGCAGCAAAAAAAUAAGAGACUCCAGGAACUUUAUAAGAAACAAAAAGAAGCCGUUGCCAAUAAAACAAAGACAACGUCAUCAUCUGAAACGGUCACUAGACAAUUACAAGAAACUUAUUCUAAAUUGUUCAUGGAACAAACAUUGCUGGAGAAUGCGGGACUCUCUGUUCAAGAAGUUCAGUCCAAACCUGGAUAUCAACCAUCUGGAGAAUCUGAUAAAGAGAACAAGGUUCUGGAGCGUCCUGUUAGUGCAUCAUCCAGUAGCGAUAUGUCUCUCUCUGAGCCUCCUCAUUCUCUUGUAAGGGAUAGUACACUGGAGCCUUUAAGGAUUCAUCCAGGGAAGCUGAGUUCAACAGCACAGGUUCCUUGCUCAAAAUCUGUUUUGAAUGGAGCUCUCUUCUCUGAGCUUUUGUCUUUGGAUAACGUGGAUGUCUUGCAGAAGGAUUUUGAAUCAUCAAGCAGAAGGAGCCAUAACACAGCUGUCGGAUCCAUGUCUUCAACUCCUCAGCCAUUUACGUCCUCUACUGUACAACCCACCAUUAAUCAUUAUAAAAAUAGAUUGGACCGAAUUGAAGCCCUAAAGGCAACUGCAGCCUCUCUUUCAAAUAGAAUUGAAAGUGAAGCCAAAAAAAUAGGUGGGCCUGGCAUUAACUAUGAACCAGCAUGCGAUACUGGACAUGACUUGUUGCAAAGGGAUCAAGGCGAUGAUACCUGCUGGGUGAAAGCCAGCAGCUCUCCUGUGAGAGAAGAUGAUGUCUUUUCAGCUACGCUUCAGAAAAUGUUGGCAACCUGCAAUUCACAUACAACUUUUGAUGGUAACCUUCCUGGAAUGGAAAAUUUUAAUGAGUUUAAAACGCUCCCAAAGUCUAUUAGUCCUUAUACAGUUGCUCUCGGUCUUCCAGGCAAUAAUAUAUCUGAAGGAAUAUUAGGAAAUCUGUCUCAAAAGCAAACAUGCUCUGCUGAAAAUAAACCUGAAGUUCUGAAUGGUAGUGUGGGCUCCAUAAGUGAUGGUCUUCUCUCUGAGGAAGAAGGUGAAAAGCCUAAUAAUCCAUCUUUGACGGUUGCUGAGGCAUUAAACGAAAACGAGUUCUGCAUUGCAGAUGUAACUGGUUUUGAAGCUCUAAAAGAAUUCCAGAAGGAGGCAGAAAAUUAUUUACCUAUUUUAACAGACAUUAGGAGUGCUUCAAAAAAACCAUGGGAAGAACUUGCCAAGGGAAGUCCACAUAGCGUAAUAAACAUCUUUGCAAAAUCUUACCAGAUGUCUGGGAAAGAAUGUGCAGGACAGGGAACAUCAACACAUCAAUCUUUACUUCCUGCCGUGAGCCCUCCAGGUAGUAUUGCUUCCUAUGAAGAUGAUUUCAUCUCAUCACAAAGUAGUGGUACAUCAGGGGACAAAAAGUCUACACCUGAGCACAGCGCCACAUGUAGCCCCAGCCUGAAAGGAGAGCUUGCCAGUAAAAAAUUGCCUUAUGAACACCAAACUAUGGAACUAACCCAUCAUUCCUCAGGACCAUCAUCUUCAGGUUCUUCUCGUGGAUCUGCAUCUUCUAAGAGAAGGGGAAGAAAAAACAAAAAAUACAUUACAGAGACAGAAUCAAAUGGAUUUCGAAAUGCCUCUCUCUGGGAAAAAAGCAAAGCAUCUAUAGGAUCAGACUAUGAUUUGGAACAAGCAAAACACUUACUAUCUAAUAAUACAGUGUCUAACAGAGAACAAGAAGUGAACGCAGAUUCUGACGGUACUUUAGAGGAACUAUCUGGUCACUCAUUAAUGAGUCUCCCAGAUAAAAUUAGAUCAUCAAUUGCAAUAAGCUCUCCUCAGCCUCCAAACAUACAGAAGAAAAUGGAUCCUGAAGGAAAUACAGCAGAAAAACAUAGAUCUUUAAAAUCUUCCAGAAACGUAACUUCUGCAUCCAAGCUAAAUCCUGCCUUCUCUGACUUAAGUAUUGGAAACAACAGGACUGGAGACAAUAUUCCGAACGGUUCCAUGCGCUUCUCACCUGCUGGUCUCCAUCACCGUAUGUCUAUAGAACUUAACUACCUAAGCGCUAUUGAAGAGUCGGUACACCAAAUCUCUGAUAUAGAACGUGUGCGAGGGAUAACACUUGCACAGCAGGAAACUGUUUCUCUGGCUAUAAUAUUAAAUUCCCAGCAGCAGAGGCAUGAGAGGGACUUGGCUCUUCUAAAGCUUAAGGCAGAGCAAGAGAUGUUGGAAAAUCAAAGGACUCUGGAAGAAGAAAAACAAAAAUCAGCUCAGGCCCAUGCCGAAUCAUUACAUCAGUUGGCACAAUCACAUCAGGAGGCAGCUGAGACUCUACAGGAGACCACAUCUAAGAUUGCAACUCAACAGCUGGAGACAGCCUUGUUGACUGCAGAUACUGCUCGUCAGAUACGUGAAAUGACAGAACUUACGCAUUUCCAGAUCUCUGAUGAAGUUGGUACUACUGCAGCUCCAGUUACUACAUUAUUUGACCAAGAACGGAAGCACAGUUCCGCAUUCACAAAGCAAUUAAAGCUUUACAAUAGGAACAGAAAAGCAGAUUCAGUCGCCACGCCAUCAGAUAGAGAGGAGAUAAAUGACUCAAAACAUAAUUAUUUGAAUACAUUUGAUAGCUAUUCCGAAUCAUCAAGAUCAAAGACACAUGAUCAGAGCAGUAGCAGCAGUCGGCAGGAUAGUCCAUCUUCUAAGGAAACCAAGAAAUCUUCUCAUCGUGAAAAACCAAACAGUUCCAUUGAGGAGGAAGCUCCCAUGGCAAUCAACGAUUCACUGCAGAAUAACAGUAUCCCAUCCAUUCAUGAUGAGAGAGAUUCCACUUCUAUUGCCACAGAAUAUUCCCUAAAGUUUGAUGAGUCUAUGACCGAAGAUGAGAUUGAAGAACAAUCAUUCCGGUCCUUGUUGCCUUCUGAGAGCCACCGCCGGAUCAAUCUGAAGAAACAAAAUCCCCAAGUUUAUUCUGACGAGGAAGCUUCUCCUGGAAAGCAUACCCUGUCACCUAUUAAGGAACUAAACCUGCCGUUUUCAGGAGGGCAAGACAGCUUUUCUAAAUUUACCAUGGAAAUGGUACGUCAGUACAUGAGAGAGGAAGAAAUGAGAGCUGCUCACCAGUCUUCUCUGCUCCGAUUGCGUGAAAAAGCACUUAAAGAGAAGACUAAGGCUGAACUAGCUUGGCUAGAACACCAGAAACGACGUUUACGAGAUAAAGGUGAAGAUGAUAAAAUGCCACCUCUCCGGAAAAAACAACGUGGCCUGCUUCUUAAACUUCAGCAAGAGAAGGCAGAAAUUAAGCGCCUUCAGGAAGCUUAUAAGGCAGCACGGAAAGAAAGGCAUCUUAUUCUUAAACAGCAGGAAGAAAUUAAACGGAUACGCCAGACCACUAUGAAAUUACAGGAAAAACUCAAGUUUGCAGGAGAAAACAAGGAACACCGGAGUGAAGAGGAUAAAAAACAAACACAUUCCUCAAGCCCUCAGCCGUCUGAUGCAGAGGCCUAUAGUCCUUCCUCCAUUUCCAGCUCUGAGACAAGUAGUAUCAUGCAGAAAUUAAAGAAAAUGCGGAGACGAAUGGAUGAGAAGUUCUUAACCAAGCGAGAGCAAAAACUGAUGCAGAGGCGUCAGUACGCGGAGGAGCUGCUGCAGUGGAAGCAACGUUUAGAUGCAGAAGAAGCAGAGAUACGUCAGAUAGAAAAACAAGCACAAGCUGCUUGGGAAAAAGAGCUGCCUAGAAUAAAAGCAAAUAAAAAAGGAGCAGGAGAUCAGAAAUCUGAUCCAAAAGACACAGCCAGUGAAGAAGACUCCCCAAUGCCACCUUGCUCUCAUCUAAAUAGCAAAAGCUCUGUCCCAGAAGAAUUGAGCAAUCUAGUUGUUGAGUCCAUUCCAUCAAAGGUUUCUGAGAUUAAAGAUGAGCCUGGAAGCCUAGAUCACACAAUAACUGAAGAAAUAGUUUAUACAGAAGAACCGAAAUCUUUGGUUUCUACUGGAAAACCUUCUCCUUGCAAAAGCAGUGCAUCUCUAUCAAAGCAAGAGUCAAACAAACAAACACAGAAGUCUUUAGGAAAGCAGUUGUCAUCUACAAAAUCUCAGGAUAUCUCAUAUAGUUGGUCUGAUGAAUCUUUAUCCAUGACCCAAUCAGAAACCACAUCUGAUCAAAGUGACAUUGAAAGUCGAAUCUGGGCUCUGAAAGAUCAAGUGCGGAAAAAAAAGUCUGUUGUUUAUAGACUGAAAAAAGAACAGAAGAAGAGGCUCAAAGAGAAACUUAAAGCUCAAGAGGCAAGUUUGAUCAAACAGUUAGAGACCUAUGAUGAAUUCAUCAAGAAAACGGAAGAAGAAUUGAAUCGGGAUUUGGAGACAACACCAACAGCUAAACCUCAAAUCAAAACUCCAACCUCAGUUCCUGAGAAACCAAAGAUCAAACCCCCACCACUUCACAGGUCUGAAACAUCCAAAAGUUGGAAAUCGCUCACUGAUUCUGAACGUUCUAGAGGAUCUUUGGAAUCUAUUGCAGAACAUAUUGAUGCUGUGUCACAUUUUGAGCAAUCUGUGUCUAUAAACAUCAUGAAAUUCACAGAAGAAGAGAUUCAUGAAGGGAAGCAAUCUCAUACAGCAUCCAGAGUCCUCAAAACCCGAAGAAAAUCUAUAGCAGAAUCCGAUGAUUUGGAUAGUGUACUCUCCUCAUCUAUUCUCAAAGACUUAGAAAACACAAGCAAAAUAUCUCCCAUAUCAAUGAAUAAGCCUGAAGAUGCAGUGAGUUAUGAUUCUCCCGCUAUAGUGCAAGAGACAGCAGAAUCAAAAGAAUUAGAGGUUGAAAUAGUUUCCCAGGCUUAUGAAAUAUCUAAUGCCCCAGUUUUUGAUUUAAAUCAAAACAACUCAAGUCCUUUAAAGAAAGAAGUCCCUCCAGAGACUGAGCUGUUGGAAAAGGAUCAGUUUGUCUUGGAAUGCAAAAGUGUGCAGGAAAUCAAGGAGAUGCCAAGUGAAACGUUCGAGGAUGAUGAAAAUAUUACAUCAGUCAAAUCCACUGAUAGGCUGGGGAAAGAUACACUGAAAGAUGAUUCCCUGGUUUCAGAACAGAUUUCCAUUUGCGAAGAGCAAUCAUAUUCUAGUGAUUUUGAAGAGUCUUCCUUAGGAACAGAUAUAUCAAAAAGUGAGAUAGUUCUUACUGAAUAUCAAAGAGAUAUUUUCCAAGAGCCUACAUUAUCUUUCAGACAAGAUGCAGGAUCACAGGCAGAGAACUCUCUGUACACAAGACCUCCUAGGGGUGAAUCCCCUGGUUUUGGAAGUGAUGAUGAAAUAAGUGAAUGUCUCAGUGAAAAAUCUUUGUCUGUACUUGGUAGCAUUCAAUCAGAAAGAUUGUUGGAACUUCAGUCACCAACAGAAUUUGUGAAAAAUAAAGAAUGUGGUGAUGUGGAGAAAGAACCACAUGAUGAUGAUGAUGAUGAUGAUUCAUCUUGGGCAUCAUCAGGAGAACAAGAAGAUAUUUUACUAGGUUUCAACAUUGGUGACCGAGUUCUUGUGAGUAAUCUCCACCUUGGAACACUGAAAUUUAAAGGUCGGACAAAUUUUGAUACAGGUUUUUGGGCUGGUGUAGAGUUGGACAAACCUGAUGGAUACAAUAAUGGCUCCUUCAAUGAUAUUCAAUAUUUUGACUGUAAAGAAAAGCAUGGUAUUUUUGCCCCUCCACAAAAUUUAUCUCUUUUUUCAGAAAGUGUUGGUAAUAACUUAGAUUCAAAUGAAAAUUCUUUCUUUAAGCGUGAACUUGAUAAUCAACCCAAAACAAAUCAGGGAGGCUUAGACGGUCUUGAAAAAGAAAAGAAUGAAAGAAAUUCAAAUGAGAAAUCUCCAAAAGAAUCAUCGGCCUUAAAAAGUUCAAUUGGAGCUGGAGAUUACAUAAAUAUCAAUAAAUCAAGGAGCUGUGUGAUAGUUAUUUGGUCUGAUGAUGAGUUUGAUCAAGAAACCAGUGACUUUGACUCUCUCAAAUCCUCUAAAAAUGAUAAUGGUAUGUUACCUCCAGCCAUUUCAAACAUCCACAAAGAAAAUUCCGCUGUUGAAGUAGGAGGGAUUUUGGACAACAGCUUUCCUGAGAAAUGGGAGCAGCAGUCUGUUUGGCAAGAGCAAACAGAAAACAGAUUUUCUUCCAGUAAUCUGGAGAAAUCUGCAACACCACUUCUGGACUUGUUGACCAAAGAAAGAAGCCAACUGGAAGCCCAACUUAAAGUCCCAUCCCAAGAAAAGGAAGAUGUACUAGAUCGACAGGAAAGAGUUGGUUUGUUGGCUGACAGUCUCCUGCAAGGUUUUGUGAAAGACACAGUCAAUCAAUUUCAGCAAAUCAAAAAGGCAAGGAAUGAGAAGAUCCAUUUUAGCAGUCAAGAACUCGGUGCUGUCCAAGAAAAGAACUUGGCAUUUAAUGAACAGCAGAGGUUUUUAGUGGCAUCAGAAUUGGAUGAUGGAGAAGAAGUGUCUUCCCCAGAUAUGUGUCCAAGACCAGAAAGCCCUGUAUUUGGUGCCAGUGGACAGGAAGAACUUGCCAAGAGGCUGGCAGAGCUGGAACUUAGUAGGGAGUAUCUAAAUGUGUUAGGAGAUGACCAAGAUUGGUCUGAUGAGGAUUUUGGUUUGAGUUCACAUCAGCUCCCUGAAAACCAAACCGAAGAAUCAGAAGUAUUACCUAAGAUAGAAGUGCCAAAAGUGUCACAAAAGCCAUGUGAAGAACCUUUGGCUGCACUAUACGUUGCAGAAGAAGUGGAGCAGUUGGUGCAUGCAGCAACUGAGAAACUAUGGAAAUGCAAAGAGUUGGGGCAUGAUCUUCGAGCCCUCAGCAGCCACAGAGACAUGAAUGAAUCCUCCCAAGAUGACGACAUUGAAACCAUUAGUAAACAAAUUAGUAAACAGCUUGUGUUUGAUUUAACGAGAGAGAUUUUUGAAGAAAUCUUUUCAGAAGAUCCGAAUUUGAAUCGGCCGUUAUGGAUGAAGCCCAGGAGGAUAAUUUCUGGUUACUAUCGACGAGUUAGAGAUCCAAGAAAUCUUGAAGAAAUAAAAGUCUUUAUAACAGCUGAGGUUUUAAAGCUCUUAAAUUUGAGAAAUGAAUCAAAUAAUAAAACAGACUGGAAAAAAACGAUGAAAUUUGGACGGAAAAAAAAGGAUAGAGUGGAUCAAAUAUUGGUUCAAGAAUUAUAUGAAGAAGAGGCUCAGUGGGUGAACUAUGAUGAAGAUGAGCUGUAUGUGAAGAUGCAGCUAGCAGAUGGGAUUUUUGAGGCCUUAAUUCGAGACACCAUUGAUGUCCUCAAUCAGAUCUAUGAAAAAAAGAAAUUGUUGAUUGUCGAACGUCAAACCAUAUUUUCCCCCCCCCCAAAAUUGACUGGCUGAGAAGUGCUACAUCGUCUCCUCUUCCUGUGCUGCCUUUGGAUCCCCUACAUUGGAUUUGUUCCAAAAAGUCUCCCCCCCCCCCCCCAAAAAAAAAAAAUCCUUUUGCCAAUUCAGUAUGUACAAUAAUACUUGGCGUUUCUUCUUCUUUCGAUAUUGGCAGUCUGAAAAUGGUUGGGAUGGAGCACCAAGAUUACCCAGCGAUGGAAUCUCCAGUUACUAGUAAACGUUCUUCAUUUUAAUAACUGUUCAACUUUUGUUUUAUGUGUAAUUUAUAACUCUUGUUUUCUGACUUAAAAGUGUAUGUCAGUCCAACCGAGUAUCUGUUCCUCAUUCUUACGUAAUUUUAAUCUUUUUGGUCUCAUUGUGGAUUUUCUAUCAUUGGAUUAAUGCAUGCAGGAGUUACGCUCCUUUAUUUUUUUCAACUAAAUUUCUAUUUCCAUUUCUUAAACUGUUAAUCUGGGAUACUUUUUCUACUUUUCCACUAUAUUUGUUUUUUUUUCCUCAGUGAACCACCAGCUGCUCCUAAGUAAAUGGUACUCAGGAUUCUCUCAGGAUUUUAAUAUGUGAGAGAUAGGAAAAAAUGCUUACAUAAUGUGGGCCAGUGAUCCCUUUGAUUCCUCCCUUGCUUACCACCUUACUGUAAUAUACUGGUGAAACCAUUACUUGAACUAGCUAGGGUUAGGAGUGUAUGUACCAAAGAGAGUGAUACUCAGUGUUUGACUCUGGACCUGAUUUUUUUUAUGCUUGUGUCAUUUGUUAUAACUUAUUUUGAAACUCCUAAAAAAUAAUUGCCACGUGCUCUAUGAAUGCACUGUUACAGGAUUUAAAACGUCAGAAUAUCUGUACAUUAGGAAUGCAUCUGUCUCAUAAAAAUGAGGUCUCGUACUAUGUGCAAGAAAUGCAUCAGAGACAAGAGUCUACAAAGAUCUAAAUGUAUGGCUUUUUCCCCCAUGGUGGGGUGGAUUGUGAAGAGGCACAUGUUACAUCAAACUAAUGUACUUGGGAAGGGAAAUAGGAAGUUAGAAGCCCUUUUGCCAAGAUUUGCAUGACUGUUAGAGUGGGCCACUAUUAAACCCAGUUACUGCCUCCAUUCCUCCUCCCCCACCCCCAAGGUUUUCUCCAGGUAAUACAAAAUAUUCUCCCAGUAAGUGGAGACAUCAUCCAGACAUGGGUUAUUCCAGCCAGUAUCCAAUAGGACUGGGUCUACCAAAUUGAUAAGUCACGCCCUCUGUGCUACUCCUCCCAGCUUAGACUCAGUCCGUUCCUUGCAUUGGCUGUGUCUAGUGAUCUCUCCAAUAGGUUUUUGCUAUUAAUUGUAUUUUUUUCUUAAAUUCGUUCUUAUUUGACAUAUUGCUAUUCCAAAUUCCAAAAUUUUCUAAAAUUGUUGAUUGGAGCUUGGUGGGGGGGAGACUGAGAUCGGGACUAGUUCCCUAGCCUCUACGGAGAAUUGGGCUCACAGGUAUAUCCCUUCGGCCACAUUUGCCGCUUUUCUCAACACGCAUUACCUGGCGGUCGUCUUCCUGCCUCCUGCGUUGCUCGCUGUCUUAAGGCUCUGUUUGAUCAUAAGAUUGCCUCCUCGCACUUUCUAGCAGCCUCCUGUCGCCAACAACAACUUGCGCAGCCUCACACUCCGGAAACGCUGCCCUGAGCCGCCAAUAUUGCUGCCUUUGAUCUCUGGCUUUUGCUGUCGGGAUUCAGUGCGCCAAUGUAGCCUUAAACUGACCAGGAGGUCAGCGCGAACUAGCCGGCAUUGCUGGUUUUUAUUUCUUGUCCCUCAGAGGACACGAAGAUUCCGGGCAACCAUCUUGGACACUCAGCAAGUCCGGCGGCCAUUUUGAGUCACCACAACGAGGUCGUGAAUACCAUGUCUGCCAAUGCCUCGGAUGUGGAUGCCCCUGUGUCCCUUCAGGACUCUCCCCCUUCCACUAUACCACCUACGAAUCCCAAGGAGUCCAGUUCAAAGAAGAGGGGUUCUUCGGUGGGGGAGGAUGCUUCCAGGCCUGCCAAGGUUUCUAGGUCCAGCGUAUCUUGGGAGCCGGCCCCUAGUAAGGACCAGAGUGUGGUUUCUUCCUCAGUCUCUCGCAAGGCCAAGACUAAAUCUCGUCAUUGUGAGGUUUCUCCCCAGCCUCCCUUGGUUCCUUCCUCCAGGCCACAAAAUCCCCCUGAGGAUCUUUCCACUGACACACAUAGGGAAAUUUCGACACCUGCCUCCCCACUUCAGCCUGAGGAUGGGGUUGACUUCCCAGUGGAAGAUGGCUCGGAGGAUGAGAGGAGUCUAACUCCCGAGCUGGAGGUUGUUUCACCGAGCCCCAGUGGGCUGCCCUGUUACCCUUCUGAUAUGGUUGAUAUUAUCUCAGCAGCCAUAGAAAGGGUCAUUGCUGCUGGCCUGCAGCAUUGUGCUCCUGUGGUCUCUACUUCAAAGGCUUCCAAAUCUUCCAGGAAGCACAAGGGACAUUCCUCCCUCGCAAAGGGGACUCCUGUUGACUCUCUUUCCCAGGCUUCUGUCUUAGAGGUUGAUGAGCAGGUUUCAAGAGACUCUGACCUCUCAGAUGAUGAGGACCUCACUCCUGCUCCUUCCUCAUUGGUGGGACUGUUUAAACAUGUCUUAUUUCGCUCUCUUCAAGGCAAAAAAGGUGUCCGGCAUCCCUGCCUCCAAGCCCACUUCCAGUAUGGAACAGGACAAAGUUGAUACUACUGACCCUUUCUUUUCCAGGCCUACAGUUGAAAAGGACGUCCCAUCCCCCAAGCUCUUUCUGGAAGUAGUCCAGAAUCAGUGGGUGUCCCAGGGGCUGGGCCUCUCCCCUCUUCCCUGGACAAGCACUUGUAUAAUAUUGGUCCUGAGUUCUCAAAGGUAUUGGAGGUGCCAUCCAUAGACCCCCCCACCUGUGGUUGCUAUCUCUUCUCCAAACACUGCUACAGCGGCUCCGGAGGAUGCCCUCCGACUGGAGGACAAAAGGUUUGAGCAAACCCUGGUCAAGGGUCAUCAGGCCUCAGCAUGGGCAGUGAGGGCGGCUUCUUCUGCCGCCUCCUUCAAGAGGGCUGCUCUACAUUGGCUUAAACAGCUUCAGGACAGGCUCCCACCUUCUGAUAUUAGAUCACACCAAGACAUUAAUAAGCUUAACGCUGCAAUGGCGUAUUCAGCGGAUGCCUCUUUGGAUGCAGCUCGCUUCGCUUCCAAGGCCAUUGCCUUUUCUGUGCCCACCUGCCGUCUCUUGCGGUUGAAGCAAAAAAAGGCGGAUGCCAGAGCAAAAUGGAGGGUCGCCUCUUCUCCCUUUUUUGCUGAGUGUCUCUUUGGGCCUCCUUUUGAGCCUCUUCUGAUUGAGUCCAAAGAUAAAAGGAAGAUUCUGUUUUCGGCUACUCACAAAUCUGAUAAUAAAUCCUCUUUUUGCAGGCAGCCCUUUCGGGGCUCGGCCGGGGGUUUCAGUUACUCCCGUCCGCAAUGUCAGGCGUCCCCCCAUACAGGUAUCCUCUUCUUAUGUCAGGUCAGGAAAGAACAACCAAUGCCUCUCCUCCAGGAAACCUUACAGAGGCAAUUCCAAUCCCCCUUCCAGAAGCAGAAGUGACUCCUUGGGCGUUCUCCCCAUCGGGGGUUGCCUGUCGGCCUUUACUGACUGUUGGGAUGCCAUCGUCAAUGAUGCAUGGAUUCGCCGCACAAUCAGAUUGGGCUUGGCUCUGGAGUUCCUCUCCACUCCCCUGCAGUACUUCAUCACAUGCCAGGCUUCCAAAACCAUCAUCAAAAGAAGGUUGGUGGAAAAGGCCAUUCGGCAUCUCCAGAUUCAGGCCAUCGAGGAGGUGCCUCCCAACCAACUGGGAUGGCGUUUUUACUCCCGUCUCUUUAUACUGCUGAAGUCUUGGUGGGGUAGUUGGAGAGCAAUUCUCGACCUCAAAUUUCUAAACAAAUUUAUAGUAUACCAGAGGUUCAAAAUGCACUCCCUGCAGUCCAUCUUGGAGAGUGUUCGCCCAAACGACCUCCUCUCCUCGGUGGAUCUCAUGGAGGCAUACCACCACAUCCUCAUUUUGGCCGAGCACAGGGAGUUUCUAUGAUUCUCCUACGCCAGGAAUCAUUUCCAGUUUCGGGCGCUCCCGUUCGGCCUGUCAUUGGCCCCAAGGGUCUUCACAAAGGUCCUCGCAGUGAUCGCGGUUCAUCUUUGCUCUCUACCAAUUCGCAUUCUCUGCUACCUAGACGACAUAUUAUUGCUCUCCAGGUCAACAGACCAGGCGAACAGGGACAGUCAGUCCACUCUCCAGACCCUCCAAGAUCACGGGUUCCUGGUAAAUACCAAAAAGAGUCAUCUGACUUCUGCCACUCGCCUCCUCCAUCUGAAGUCUAGGGAGGGUCUUCUUUUCUCCGGAAUGAAGGGUCAAGCAUAUGCAAAUUAGUCUCAGCCACCAGGCGGCAGCACACAGUUCCGUUCCUCCAAUUGUCGCAGCUUCUAGGGAAGAUGGUGUCGAGCUUCCACAUUAUGCCAUGGGCUCACUUCCACAGCCGUCCUCUGCAAUGGUUCCUGCUUCCCUAUCAGAGGUCCAAAAACAGCUUCUCGACAAUCCAGGUACUUCUCACUCCGGAAUUAAGCAGGUCCCUACAGUGAUGGCCCUUCCCGGCUCUGUCUCAGGGCAUUCUCCUCAGGGAACCCCAGAAAAUCGUCCUCACUACUGAUGCAAGUCUCCUGGACUGGGGUGUUCACAUACAAGACCAUGUGGCUCAGGGUAUCUGGUCCCGCUCCGACCUAAAGAACAUUAUAAGCUGGUUGGAACUGCGGGCAGUGUAUCUCACGCUACUCCAUUUCAGGGACAUAGUCACCAAUGCGCACAGACAAUACCACUGCCAUAUAAAGGCGCAUAUAAACAGGCAGAGGGGAAUGUGGUCAAAGGCUCUAAUGACUUUAUCAUUCCAGCUAGUGGCAUGGGCCGCUGUCUCUUCACUCAGAGCAUACAUCAGGCAUACACAACCUUCAGGCAGAUAGUCUCAGCCGCCUGCAGAUAGACCCGGCGGAGUGGAGUCUCCAUCAUGGAAUAUUCAGGCAAGUCACGGACAGGUAUGGCCUACCAAUCUUGGACUUGUUUGCAACACAGGACAACCAUCAACUCCCCAGGUAUUUCACAUGUUACAUGACCCCAGGCACGAAGAGCACGGACCCGCUAAGGUGCAGAUGGCCCCAGGGUCUUCUAUAUGCGUUCCCUCCGAUUCCGCUGAUUCAACACAUAAUUCAAAAGAUGCUGAUGGAGGAGGCAGAGCUGAUCCUUCUAGCUCCCCACUGGCCCGCAGGCCUUGGUUCGCCGACUUGCUCAACCUAUCGGUAGCCCCUCAGUGGCAACUUCCUCAAAUCAGUUCCCUGCUAAUACAAAAGUCCUUCCAGCACCCCACGUCGCCUGGCUUCGUCUCACUGCUUGGAGAUUGAGCAGGAGGCCUUAACAGCAGCCAAUCUCUCGGUUGAGGUAAUCCAAACGAUCCAGGCUUCCAGGCAUUCGUCCAUUAAUCGCAUUUAUGAUGCCCCUUGGACACAAUUCUCUUCCUGGUGUCAGCUACAAAGUAUUGCCCCUUUGCAGGUCUCCAUCCCCAACGUUCUUCAGUUUCUUCAGCUGGGACUUGACAAGGGACUAUCCCCAAACCCGUUCCGUCGGCAGGUGGCGGCUUUGUCCUCAGUUUUGUCCAUGGCUGCAUCUAAGCCGCUCUCACACCAGCCCCUCAUUCGCUGGUUUCUCCGGGACACUACCAAUCUCAAGCCCCCUACUAUGCAUAGAUUUCCCUCCUGGGACAUUACCAAAGUCUUGGACCCCUUGACGGGGUCUCCCUUUGAGCCUCUGCUUUCAGCCUCUUUAUACCAUCUCACGUUAAAGGUUGUUUUUCUUGUCGCAGUCACUAUGGCCAGGCGGGUUUCUGAACUAGCAGCACUAUCAACUAGACAGGACAUACGCAUCUUCCACCCGGACAGAGUUGUUCUCCGCCUGGACCCAACUUUUAUACCUAAGGUAAAUUUGGUGUUUUAUAGAGCACAAGAAUUGGUGCUCCCUGACUUUUGCCCCAAGCCAUCACAUCAGCUGGAACGUAAGUGACAGUCUUGAUGUGCAUCGGGCUUUACGAGUAUACAUCAAACGAACUGCGGAAUUCUGACGUUUGGAGGUUCUCUUUGUCUGAUUCCAACCUGGAGGUAAGAAGGGAGUUUCUUCUACAGACAUUGGAUGUUGGGUUCGCUCAGCAAUUUCAAGACCAUACCUAGCUCUCUCUCUUCUGGUUCCACACCAAAUCACGGCACACUCCACACGCAGCGCUGCCACCUUAGCUGCCUGGUCUUCCCAGGCCCCAUUGGAGGAGAUCUGCAGGGCGGCUACAUGGACCACACCAUCCCCGUUCAUUCGCCACUACAGGCUUGGCAGAUAUACUUCAGCAGAUGCGGCCUUUGGACGGCGAGUAUUGUAGCGGGUGGUGGCCCACCAAGAAUCCUAAGUCCUCACUUUGAGCCCGCCCGUGGGACGGAAUAGACUUUGGCAUGUCCCAUGUCUGGAUGAUGUCUCCGCCUACUGGGAGAAAGGGCAUUGGUUACUUACCUGAUACACCCCUUCUCGGGACGGUGGAGAGAUCAUCCAGCCCCACCCUGUGAGUGUUGUUCGGACUAAUCUUUAUUUUUUCCAUUGACAAGGAGAGAUCACACAUUUUAUCUGAGAUGUGACACAGCAGUCUACCUUUAUUCUUCCUUCGCCUAAGCUGGGAGGAGCUAACAUGGAGGGCGUGACUUAUCAAUUGGUAGACCCAGUCCUAUUGGACACUGGCUGGAAUAACCCAUGUCUGGAUGAUGUCUCCACCGACCUGAGAAGGGGCGUAUCAGGUGAGUAACCAACGCCCAAUCUAGGCUUGACUACUGAUGCCUUAAUUUGAAAUCUGGAUUACUUGAGGAAACAUUGAAUCAGAGUGGAUUCAAAAUCAGUUAAUCUAUCCCAGCAGAGACAGUGUUCCAAAGCAUAGGAGGAGGAUUCCAAAGAGACUCUGCGCCUAUUUAUUCCGUUUAUUUCCUUUCAUCUUUAAUUUCUUGGUCUUCCGGUCAAUAUAUGUCCGCCAAUACCCUCUUGUGGAUCUCUUUUGAAACUUUUUUUGACUUGUUUGCUGUUUGCACAGUAACACACAACCAAGUUAGCUCCUUUUAACCAGAAAAAUAUAUUUUUUUAAAAGCUGUUGGCAUACAAUCAGAAAUGCUCAUAGGUAAAUUGACAGAAUCCCAUUUGUAAACUUGGGAUGAUUAAUUAUACCUAAAUGGGCUAAAGGAACAAAAAAACAAUGACUUUACUAGCAUAUAAAUGCCAACUUUAAACAAAUCUGGUGGAGCAAGCUGCUAUGAGUUAAGUAUUUUUCAUACUGAGCCUCAGAAUGUUUUUAAUGCAUAUUUAAUACUUAAGCAAAAUUACUGGGUUUUUUCCUCUGUUUUGAAACAAAUAAGGCCAUUUUCUAACAGUUUUAGAUUUUGCCAUUUUGGGGUCAUCCACGUCUAUUGCCCUACC
Thamnophis elegans (Western terrestrial garter snake) is the source of this 19606-nucleotide messenger RNA. RefSeq names its product centrosomal protein 350 (gene CEP350). Gene Ontology annotation, molecular function: microtubule binding. Gene Ontology annotation, cellular component: centrosome. The coding region runs from base 2999 to 12115 and encodes 3038 amino acids. The transcript is spliced from 38 exons. Gene Ontology annotation, biological process: microtubule anchoring. The record is from RefSeq and is a predicted model, not a curated record. NCBI's taxonomy places the organism in Eukaryota, Metazoa, Chordata, Lepidosauria, Squamata, Natricidae.